This is a messenger RNA of Ilex paraguariensis (yerba mate), 843 nucleotides long. Lineage: Eukaryota; Viridiplantae; Streptophyta; Magnoliopsida; Aquifoliales; Aquifoliaceae. The record is from the annotation of a GenBank genome assembly.
AUGUCGGGUGUCUCACUUGCUGUGGCUCCUCCCACUGAGCCUGACCAAACCACCAACUCGGCCGUGAAACCCAUGGAAAAGCCUCUCCACCGCCAACAGCAGCAGCAACAACCAGCGGUGGGGAGUGUCAUGGGAUCCCUGCGUGUGAUUGAACUCCAACUAAUUGCUUUCAUUAUGGUUUUUUCCAUCAGCGGUCUCGUACCUCUCCUCGACCUUGUCUUCCCCGCCUUUGCCACCGCUUAUUUUCUUGCUCUUUCACGACUAGCCUUCCCAUCUUAUGGUAGAACCAGUGGAUCACAGGAAAUAUUUCAAGGGGGUAGACUCUUUCGACUUUAUGUCAUCCUUGGAACCACUGUAGGGCUGUUCUUACCUUUGGCAUAUGUGUUGGGUGGGUUUGCUAGGGGAGAUGAGCAUGCAGUCCGAUCGGCAACGCCUCACUUGUUCUUGCUUUCAUGUCAGAUACUAACAGAGAACAUUAUAAGUGGGUUGUCCUUGUUUUCACCUCCAGUAAGGGCACUUGUACCAUUGCUCUACACUGUCCGGAGGAUCUUCGUUAUAAUGGAUUGGAUACGGGAUGUGUGGCUUAACAAGACACUACCUGCAAAUGCAAAUCUUCAGGACGUGGCGUGGUAUUGGUUUGGGAGGAUCUUGGCAGUGGCUAAUCUGUUGUAUUUCUCUAUCAAUCUAUUUGUUUUCUUGAUUCCCAAAUUUCUCCCAAGGGCAUUUGAGGCGUAUUUCAGAGAUAGAGAUGAGAUACAUGCAAAGAUGGCAGAGGACAAACGUUCAGCAGCUGCAAACCAAGCCCAAGCCCAAGCCCAGCAGGCAGACAAGAAAUCUGAUUAA